UGGGCAUGAUGAGCGGAGUGGGUAGCUAUGGAAGUGGGUUUUUCGGCGCUGCAGCCACCGGCGUGGUAGGAGGUUCAACAUCGGCGGCUAGUGACUACAGCAGCAGUAGUACCAGCUGUUUUUACGCCCCCAAUGCUGCACAGGGAGCACCAACGGCUGGUGUUGUUAAUCCAACAACAAUGCUGUCCAAUUACUGUGACGCAGCUAUGAUGAUGGCAGCGGCGGCGGUGAAUGCCAAUCAAUGCCUUCAACAACACCACCGAAUGUUGCUCGCCAAUAGCGCUGGCAGCAGUCACAACCUCGCGAACGGUCACAAUAGCCACGACUGCAGUGACGAUAUUGACGGAGCAAGCGGUACAACCGUGAACGGAGACGCGAUCAUGCCAGCCACAUCCAUAUCGGCAGUGACAUCACCGACAACUUCGACGGCAUCCACGAGCGCUUCUGCCCCAAUGUCUACUGUCAAUUCAUCCGCCACUAGCAUCAGUCAACAAUACCAGCAGCAGACCCAACGCUGCCCCUCAAACGCGCAUCCACCCGCCCAGCCGCAUAUGCACAUUCACGACCUCCAGGGGCAGCAACAACUGCAAACGCAGCUGGCAUCGUCACCAAACCUAAUCGAUAUCAGCGAAGUUCCUCUCGUUGUCGACGUCAAGUAAAUAUAGUAUAGUUGUAAUUGCGGUUCAAAGGAAAGCAGCUUAAAUAGAUUUCAAAAGUUUACGUUAAGAAUUGACCUAAACAAAAACUAAAAAAAAUACAAAAAAAAAUAGAAGCUGAUGUGAAGACAUGUAAAAUUAGCAUAAAUUUUUACUCUUUAGAGUUGUUAAAGCGCAAUUUUUUAGAAAUUUAAUCAUUGUCAUGCAUUUGUAAAUAUUUUAAUAAUUAAUAUUUAUAGUAAUUUAUUUAUUGAAGUUAUACAAAUGGUUUUCCAAAACUAUGAAACUUGAAGCCAAAAAUUAAAAGUAAAAGUAUUGACUUGCUUUGAAGCUGCAGCAAUUACAAAAUAGCAAUAGUCCAACCGUUUGAGGAUGAAUUAAAAUUUUUGUAGACUGCUCUUCUCGAACGAUGGCAACGCCUUAGCUAAGGAAUCACCUAAAAUGAGGCUGAUAAUAAUCACUACCGAAACAAAAACUAGUAUUUUGCUCUCAACCUAAUUUGCGGGAAAGUUAUGGUGGCUUCAAGUGACAUACUCUUUGAAAAAAAUGAUAGAAGCUUCAGAAUCUCGUUAAACGAGACUUGAAUGUUGUCUUAAAAGGUAAAAUGCAACAAUUUUCAUAUGCUUAGGCGAAAGCGAAAAUGAUAUAUCAAUAUUUGUGAAAUGGAAUGGCACUGAAUCUUACUUAAUUUCAGUUUACAUUUAAAAAGUACUUUUUAAUUUAUAAAAUACUUUUGUUUAUCGCGUGCAACUUGUUUGUUCUACACAUGCUUCAAAUACCAAAUUAAUUUUAAAAAAUUCCUAGUGUCUUCUAAUCGGAACUGUUGCAAUUUUGUGCUUUAUUAAAUAUUUUUAAACAAGUAAAAUUAAAAAUUUUACAAUUUACAAAUAAAUGUCCAGAAAACCUUAUUUUUAUUAAAAGCAGAAUUUAAUUAGCAAAUUUUUUAUUUUAUUUUACAAAGAUCAAAACCAGUGCAAGUUAGAUUUAAGCUGAAACACUUUUUAUUUAUUAUACAACAUGAAUAUAUUUUAUUUUGAAAUAAAGUUUGAUAUUUUUACUGAAACGGCAUUUUGAUUUUCUUCAACAAAAGGUUUGUAAAUUUAUUUUUGCUCUUUGCCGAAUUUUUCCAUUAAGAAUACUAGUACAACAAGAAAAUGCAAUUCGUUGCUAAAAUAAUCUGUAAAUAAUAGCCGAAUCGAAGUGUGUUAAGGCGUAGCUUUAGUUCUACUAGCAAUAAAUUCUUUAUGUAGACCCAAAGUAUUGCUGUACAUACAUAUAUGCAAUAUAACUGAGUUGAAGCGACAUGCGAUUGUCACUGUGAAAGCGGAGAGGAAACGAAAUAUUUGCUUCGACUUUAUGCAUGGGUGUGUAUUUGUGUAUUCAUAUUGUAAAAAAUAUUAGUAAUUUGAUUAACAUAGGCCUAAAUUAAAUUACUUAACAACGUAAAUACUAGUUUUAUACAAUUUUGAAAAACAAAAACAAAUGUACUUUAGGAAAGAGGAUUGCAUGCCAAAUCUUUCCUAUAUGUAUUAUUUGACAUAUUUAGUAAAAAGAACUCACAGUUAUUUAUCGGUGAAUUGUAUGUUAAAUAUAUAUCAUACAUAUUAAUUAAUAAUAAGCACAACUUUGUUUUCCAAUUCAUAUUUUAUAUUAAAUUAUUUAAAACGUGUAAAAACGCAAAUAGGAACAAGUUAAAUUCACAACGGAAAUAAAAUAAUUAAAAAUAAAUUUUUAAAAUGA
Bactrocera neohumeralis is the source of this 2396-nucleotide messenger RNA. RefSeq lists its product as uncharacterized. The transcript has a single exon. The record is from RefSeq and is a predicted model, not a curated record. Lineage: Eukaryota; Metazoa; Arthropoda; Insecta; Diptera; Tephritidae. The coding region runs from base 6 to 659 and encodes 217 amino acids.